Messenger RNA from Rubroshorea leprosula, 627 nucleotides. The record is from the annotation of a GenBank genome assembly. Lineage: Eukaryota; Viridiplantae; Streptophyta; Magnoliopsida; Malvales; Dipterocarpaceae.
AGGGUUAAGGGGUUUCUAAAUUCUGGGAGAUAUAUAUAGAUGCUGCUCGGCAGAAAGAAAAAAAGGCCACACACAGACGCGAGAGGAGUUGUUCUGCGCAAGGUCAAGAGCACCCAGCCGCCCACAUCCCAGCCACCUACAUCUGUUGUUCACCAGAGAAGAAGAGGACAGCCGCGCGAGAUUGCUCUGCACAUUGGAGGAAAAGCCGUCGCCCAACCUACUCGGAGGGACGCGAAUCCAAUCUGCAAAGAGGACCCUGAAAUCUGCUUCUUCACCGCCCAGCCUUCUUCCGGACAAGCAAUUCUCCAUUGUUUGGGUUUUGUUGUUUCUGAUUUCCUUUUACUAUGAUUUUCUGUUGGGAUUUAUUUUUCAUGGCUGUUGAAAUCAUAAACAUGUGUGGCUAGAAUUCUUUGAACUAGGGAUGGAUGGAUUUUAAUUUUUGGAAUAUGUGACUGUUUUUGUUAGUUUAAUUCAAGAUUUAUUGGUUAUUUGCAUGAUGAGUUUAUAUUAUUGAACUUAAUGCAUUGAGAGUUUGAUCACCUUUCAAUUGAUUUAGUGAUUUAUGCAUGAACUUGAGAAAGAAUUGUGUAAAUUAGACCAAUAAUAAUAUAAACUGUGUGUUAGACU